Protopolystoma xenopodis is the source of this 888-nucleotide messenger RNA. The record is from the annotation of a GenBank genome assembly. NCBI's taxonomy places the organism in Eukaryota, Metazoa, Platyhelminthes, Monogenea, Polystomatidea, Polystomatidae.
UUAAGUCAUGAAAACAUUUGUGAUAACAAUCACGAAGCAAAACGACAAGUCGACAAGGUGUGCCAAUCGCAGAUCCCGGAGCAACCAACUACCUGCCAUAACGGUUUACCUGACAUCCCUGGCUCUGUUAAUCGUCCAUCAAGGCCACAACAUGGUCCUGUGACCGGCGUAACAACAACUGGGCCCGAACCGCUGUCGACGUCUCCUCAAACCCAAUCACCCAUACAGAUUCAAUCAACUCUACCGGCCACCAGUACCCUUUCUCUUUCGCAGUCAAGACAACGAUCACUCAAUCAGCGAAUUCGUAAUCAAAGUCAGCUUCAUAUGCAACGACACCAGCUGCAUCAACAAUUGUCACAUCAGCCUCAACAGGCAGUUUCAAUUCAGCCACAGUCUCUCUCGACUAUCCAUUUCCCAUCAGGACAAGAGUUACCUGAUCAACCGCUUCAGAGGCAGCAAAAGCAACCCAAUGCAAACCCCUCUGUACCAACCGGUGACACAGGGAUUGUCACAGCCAAAGAUACAAUUAAAGCGCCAUUUCCAUCUACAGAGUCUUGUCCAUCCGUGACUAAAGGGCAAUUGCACAAAUACGCCUAUGAACGUCUCUUUCAGUUGGGCCCAUACGACGACUUGGUAAAAAGCCAUUUAAAUCCGGCUGAUCGGAGAAUCAAGGCGGUUGCAGCAAAAAAUGGAUGUUAUAUAGGCAUCACUGGACCAAAACUUAUCCAUCCAGAUCUUGAUUCUGCAGGUGGCUUUCAAGCAAGCAGAGCUCGGAUCACUUAUCAAUGCUGUGUUGCUGGGCCGACCGGCGACAAGGUGAACAAGUGUCUGAAUUACCUGAAGGAGACAUUUCCAAAUUCCUUCCUUCGUAUCACCUUUCGUUGUUAA